GAACACGACAAAGACAGAAGAACAGUCAUCACUAUUCCCGCGUUACCCAGUCCAAACAAUCCUCCACGUGUCUCAUCUUCACGCGCCAGUCAGCGUUGAUCUUCUUCUUCUUCCUACACUUCUCACUUCCACUCCUCAUGGCUCAUCAUAACUCAUAAGUAUAUAUAUAAAUCCCCACACACACAGCCGCAAUUUCCAAAUCACACCAAACAUCUCUAUUCAUAACAGAAAUAACUACACACACAACACAACAACCUUAAACCGGAACAUAAUCCAAACCAAACCAAACCGGGUUUUGUUGCAAUGGUGAAGAAGCAAGCGAAAGCGAUCAAGGAAGAGGAAGAGAAGAGAAACACGGCGAUGCAGUCAAAGUACAAAGGAGUGAGGAAGAGGAAAUGGGGAAAAUGGGUUUCUGAGAUCAGACUCCCACACAGCCGAGAACGUAUCUGGUUAGGCUCUUACGACACCCCCGAGAAGGCUGCCCGUGCUUUCGACGCCGCUCAGUUUUGCCUCCACGGCCGCGACGCCGGUUUUAAUUUCCCUGAUAACCCACCCUCUAUCUCCGGAGGCAGAUCUUUGACCCCUCCUGAGAUCCAAGAAGCGGCUGCUCGGUUCGCCAACAACAACCAAGACAGUGUUGUCAAGGGAGAAGAAGAAGAAGAAGAAUCGGGUAUAGUACCCGGAUCCGAGAUCCGACCCGAGUCUCCUUCUACAUCUGCAUCUGUCGCUACUACUACAUCGACGGUUGACUAUGAUCUUCCGUUUUUGGAUUUGCUUCCGAUGGAUUUCGGGGUGUUUCCUGGGUUUUAUGACUUCUCCGACGACUUCGCCGGUGAUCGUUUUACAGAGAUUUUACCAAUCGAAGAUUACGGAGGAGAUAGUUUAUUAGAACAAUCUUUGCUUCUUUGGGAUUUUUGAAUUUUCCCGAACGAACCUUCUUUUAUUUUUUGGGUUUCAUCGGGUCGUCACGGAGUACUCCGGAGAUUUUUUGUAACACGGAGCUCCAAUAACCCGGGACCUUCCUUGUUUGUUUCGUUUCGGAUCCGAAAUUUGAUGUGGAUCUCAAUUUCUUCACUUUUUUUCCUUUCAUUCUUUUGUUAUUACAGAAAAAUAUAUAUAUCGGAUAAGAUUCUUCUAGUAACAAAUAUGUCCUUUCCUUUUC
This is a messenger RNA of Camelina sativa (false flax), 1162 nucleotides long. RefSeq names its product ethylene-responsive transcription factor ERF018. The record is from RefSeq and is a predicted model, not a curated record. Gene Ontology annotation, molecular function: DNA binding; DNA-binding transcription factor activity. Lineage: Eukaryota; Viridiplantae; Streptophyta; Magnoliopsida; Brassicales; Brassicaceae. Gene Ontology annotation, biological process: regulation of DNA-templated transcription.